AUGCCUCCACCUAUAGGAAACAUCAAAGCAAACUGUGAUGCUGCUCUCGCAGGUGACAGCUCUAGGGGAGGAUUGGGUCUUGUACUAAGGGACCACACUGGUUCAGUUAGGAAGGCGAUAUCGAUCCCAACCCGUCUUAGUUCAGUCAUUCAAGAUGAAUUGCUUGCUAUUCACAAUGUGCUUACUGUUGCCCUGGAUGAGGGCUUUUCCCACCUUCAGGUUGAAUCUGAUAGUAACACUGCGGUGGGGUAUAUUUUGAAGCACCACAGUAACCCCCCAUCUGAUGUUAUCGAUAUUAUCUCCGAUGUGCAAUGGCUUUCAGCCUCAUUCACAUCUAUUACUUUCUCUUAUGUUCCAAGGGCUAUGAACUUUGUUGUUGAUGCCCUGGCAAGGAAGGCCCUGCCUCUAGUAUAUGAGACAGUCUGGCCAUAG
This is a messenger RNA of Telopea speciosissima, 432 nucleotides long. RefSeq lists its product as uncharacterized. Lineage: Eukaryota; Viridiplantae; Streptophyta; Magnoliopsida; Proteales; Proteaceae. The coding region runs from base 1 to 432 and encodes 143 amino acids. The transcript has a single exon. Gene Ontology annotation, molecular function: RNA-DNA hybrid ribonuclease activity; nucleic acid binding. The record is from RefSeq and is a predicted model, not a curated record.